Messenger RNA from Camellia sinensis, 999 nucleotides. Lineage: Eukaryota; Viridiplantae; Streptophyta; Magnoliopsida; Ericales; Theaceae. The record is from RefSeq and is a predicted model, not a curated record.
CAAUUAGGAUAUUAAGUCUAACAUGUAGUUCAUCGGGGUGUGAGCGCAAUUGGAGUGCUUUUGAGAUGGUACACUCAAAGCGGAGGAAUUGUUUACACCAAAAGAGAAUGAAUGACUUGGUCUUUGUCAUGUACAAUUUGAAACUGAGACAAAGGCACAAGAAUAGACAAGCAAUCAUGAAUCCAUUAUGUUUGGAUGAUGUUCCAUCAGAUGAUGAGUGGAUAACAGAGAGAGAGAAGCCGACUCUUCCAAGAGAAGGAAAUUGGUUGAGUGUGCUUGAUAGGAAUGCUCGACAUGGAUGUCAUUCAGAAGAUGAGGAGGUAGAUGCUCUUGCAAGGGAUUUGGAACAAGCAUGUCGUGACCAUAUUGGAGAAAAUGUCGAUGAAAUUCAUGAAGUAAGUGAUGAUAAUGAUAUGGAUGCAACAUGAAUGCUCCAAGGGAUUUUGAUCAUGACUUUGAUGAUGUUACUAUUGGUGAUGAUGACAUUGAGGAGUUAGGUGACACUGUGGGUGAUGAUGAAGAUGAGGGAGACAAUGAGAUCAACAAUGUUGUUGAUUGUGGCAAUGAUGAUUUCGGCGAUGAAGAUGAUGACUUAUUUUAGUCUCUUAUUUAUUUAUUCAUCUCUUAUUUUAGUUUGUUUUCUUAAGGAUAUCAAUGUUGUGCAAGUGUUAACUUGAAGACUUGAAGUUGAAUUGCUAUUUUCUUUUAGUAUGUUCUUUUGUUAAGAUUUGAGGAAAAUGUUUGAAUGACAACUUGAAUUGCCACCUUCUUUUAUUAUGUUUUCUUUGUUUAAAAAAAUAUGCAAAAUGUAUAUUUGAAUUGAUUAUUGUUAGUGAGCAAGGCACACGAGUGAGGAUGCGAGGAUUUGAAUCUCGAUCUGCUCAUAAGUAUGAGAGCUCUACCAUUUGAGCUACAUUCUCAAGUUUUUUUGGGUCAUUUUAUAUGUAUUUUGAUAGUAUUAGUUAGACACAUAAGAAUUAUUGCAUUUUUUCAUCGUUU